Molecule: messenger RNA, 2423 nt
Organism: Papilio polytes (common Mormon)
Lineage: Eukaryota; Metazoa; Arthropoda; Insecta; Lepidoptera; Papilionidae
Gene: Orc3
Product: origin recognition complex subunit 3
Exons: 12
Coding region: 176-2356 (726 amino acids)
Biological process (GO): DNA replication; DNA replication initiation
Cellular component (GO): nuclear origin of replication recognition complex; DNA replication preinitiation complex; nuclear pre-replicative complex
Molecular function (GO): DNA replication origin binding
Source: RefSeq, a predicted model, not a curated record
CAAUUAAAUUAUUAUUUACAUAUUCGUCUCUUUAAGUCUUAAUUUGAUAAAAAAAAAAUUGUUACGAAAUUGUAUGUCUUUUCGUACCAUUCAAAUUUCUGCAAACUAUGGCCCAAAGUACUGAAACCAUCUAAAAAAAUUUGGAUAUUUACAUCAUAAAGUUUAUUUAGUUAUUAUGGAUAAAGAUGAAACAGUCUCUGUAUCAAAGGGUGUGUUUUUAUUUAAAAAUGGAUUCAAAAAAAGUUCAAAACCUAAACAUAAACAUAAAGCAUGGAUUCAAUCGCGGUUUAGAAAAGAGCCUUGGUAUCAGUGUUUUCAACAGAGGUGGAGUUUGUUUGAAGCUAAUAUAAAGGAACUGCAUCAUCAAACAUAUAGUACAUUACUGAAUGACAUUGUCAAUUAUAUAGAGUUUCAUCACAUGAACAAUGAGUUAGCAGCAAUAGAAGGAGUUAUACCCACUGCAACACUGAUAACUGGAGUCAACCAACCAGACCAUGUCUCUCAGUUUAAUGCUUUCAUACAUUUAAUAAGAGAAAAUGUAACACCACACAUUGCUAUGACUAAUUCACAAGAUGGGUCAACAAUCAAGUUACUUGUAGAGAAUGUUGUUUGGCAAUUGAUAAAUGGACAAGGAAUGUUGGACUAUUCAAUGGAUGAUAAUUUGGAUGUUAGUAUGGAAUAUAAAGUGCCGAAAUUAAAGAAAAAUCAGUGUACCAUGAAGGCUUUGCACAGUUGGUAUCAAAAUAUAUGUGUUUAUAAUUCACCGAGUAAGAAAAAGAAAGUGAAUAUAAAAAGGCCACUUAUUAUUAUAAUACCUGACUUUGAGAGUUUUCAUUGUAAUGUUUUGCAAGAUUUUGUUAUGAUUGUUAGUUCAUAUAUAUCUAAACUGCCAAUAGUACUAGUGUUUGGAGUCGCAACAUCUGUUUCUGCGUUACACAAGUCGUUUCCAUAUCAUGUAUCUUCAAAAUUACUCAUGAAGGUUUUCCACUCACAUUCAUCACCUGUUUAUAUGAAUCAAGUUUUGGAAAACAUCUUCUUGACACACACAAGUCCUUUUCAUCUUUCUGGAAAAGCGUUUGAAUUGUUAACAGAUGUAUUUCUUUUCUAUGAUUUCUCGGUUGCUGGACUGUUACAAAGUAUAAAGUACUGUAUGAUGGAUCAUUACUAUGGUGACAAUAUAAAAACACUUUGUUGUGACCGACAAGACAUAGAUUCAGCUGUCGCAGCUCUGUCUGCAUAUGACUUGGAAAAUGUCCGACAGUUAAUGUCUUUCAGACCGUACUUAGAGGAACAGAGUUGCAAAAUAAAAAUUAAACUAUUUGAAGAUGAUAAUUUCUUCAGAGAAAUAUUGUGCAAGAAAAUGCACGAACUACACGAUUAUUUGUUUAGUUUUUAUUCAUGUAUUAGAGUAUUGUUUGUCUUCAUUAAGGAUUUACCGAAGAAUGUUUUAGGGAAAUCUGUUCGUGAAAUCUAUUCAAAAUGUGCUAUCGAAAAUAUAACCAGUACUCAAGCUUUUCGUGAAUGUAUGCAAUUAAUAAAUUUUCAAUCACAAUAUAAAUUAGUGGAAAGUAUAAAAGAUGCAUUGAAAGUAGUAAAUGAUUCUUUACAAAUUACAUCUCCGAUUAAAACACUACGAUCAACGCCAGUUAAAAACGACCAGAUCGAUGUAUCUAUUAACAAUGCUGUUGGUGAAACAUUAAUGAAAACAAUGAGGAUACAUUUAAUGAUGUUUUUAAGACAAAUAGAAAAUGCCAACAAUCAUGCUGCAGUAUUAACUGAUUACGAUGGGGAUGAUGUAGAAAUUAAAACAGAAGUACCAGGGGAUAGAUAUAAAUUAAAAGAGAAGCUGCUCCGUGCGACGCGCGAGGAGCGCGUGCAGUCGGAGUUCGAGCUGGUGCGCGGCCGGUUCGCGAGCUGGCUGUGCGCGGCGCUGGCGCGCGCCCUGCGCCCGCACCACCACCACACCUUCCACGAGCUGGUGUUCUUCAGCGACGUGGCCAGUGUUAAGAAGCAGAUCGUCGGCGCCCCGCGAGGCGCCGUGCACACCGCGCUCAGCGACCCCCACCAUUAUUUACAGUGUAAGUGCUGCGGGCCGGCGAGGGGAGCGAGCGUGUCGGGCGCGCUGCCGGACGUGUCGCUGGCGUACAAGCUGCACCGCGAGUGCGGCAAGCACAUCAACCUGUACGACUGGCUGCAGGCCUUCGCCGCCGUGCUCCACCCCGCCGACGACGAACAAGCGCACCAAAACCCUCUUGUACAGGCACGAUUUAGCCGCGCCGUAGCAGAGCUUCAGUUCCUGGGAUUCAUAAAAUCGUCUAAGAGAAAGACUGAUCAUGUAAUGAGAUUAACUUGGUAAUUGUUUCAAUAUGUUUUUUUAAAAUUGGAUCAAUAAAUUAUGUGUUCAAAAUAAAAUAAUAUUUUUU